UUUCGGAUCAAGUUCAUUUCGGCUUCACGUCCCGGGUUUUUGCGGUCACCAUGAACUACGCAAAGAAAAAGAAGCCAGAUCGUCCAUGUCCGAACCCUUUAUUUCUACAGUGGUUGACCGAAUGGCGGGACGAGUCGGCGAAGACAGGGUCAAAUAGGCAAUUUACUUAUGCAAAGGCAAUUAAUUCAUUAAAGAAAUAUCCAGUUCCACUGACAAGUGGUAAAGAAGCCAAGAUAUUAGAGGGGUUUGGAGAUAAAAUUUGCAAGAUGCUAGACAAAAAACUCCUUGACAAUGGCAUUAUCCCUGGAUCUCCAAUAUUGGGAAAGCCCAUCAGCAGAGUUAUGCCUAGCACAACUGUAGAUUUAUGUGACAAACCCUCCAUAGCAGGAAGUUCAGACACAUCACAGACAGUGGGAAAAACAAAUCCAAUAUCACAAACCUCCCAGCAGAGAAAAACAAGAGUUGUUGCUGGGCAGAGUAAAGCUAAACGAGAGUAUAUUCCUGCAUAUAGAUCUGGGCCAUAUGCAUUGGUAUUGGCAUUGUAUAGAGAUCUAAAGAAAGAAAACAGCUUAGGAUAUAUGACUAAAGGAGAACUUGUGAGGGAAGCACAGACUCUAUGUGAGAAGUCAUUUAGUGUGCCAGACCCUGGUGCACGUUACACAGCUUGGUCUUCAAUGGGCACACUAAUUAAAAAAGGACUCAUUGUAAAAGAAAGCAACCCGGCUAAAUACAGUCUUAGUGAUUCUGGUUGCGAGUUAGCAAACAAGCUAGAAUCAAGCUUACCCACUGAUACAGCUAGUGGUACUAGGCCUACAUCAUUUACUGUCACAUCACAGCCUAGCACCAGUACAGGUAUAACACUCAGGUUGAGUUCUGAUGAAGAAGACCCUGACCAAAAUGAUAAUAUUGAUUCCUUAACUGUAUCCACUGCUAGUAAUAGUUUAAAGUCACUAAGAACAGAUUCAACAAUGCCAAUAUCUAGUCAUACCAAUCCAAGCCAAUCAAAUUCAGCGUACACUUACUCACAGAGUAGUGUUGAUUCUAUAUCUAACAUAGAUGACAGUUCACAGGGUAGUAUCUCCACAUCAUCUUCCGUUGAUGCCAGACCACAGUUUGUUCUUCAACAAGGAACAUAUGAUGUUAUUCUAUGUGUGGAUAACUGUGAAACUGCAGGGGGUUCUUCUGGGAGCAGGAAGGCUAAUCUGCUUCCUGAAUUGAAAAAGAAUGGCAUAGAUUGUGAUGUGAGGAAACUGCAAGUAGGAGACUUCUUGUGGAUUGCUAAAGAACGAAUCAGACACAUGCCAGGUUGCCUGGAGAUACCCAUUGCUAAGGAGAUUGUCCUUGACUACAUUGUAGAGAGAAAGAGAAUGGAUGACUUGGCUAGCAGUAUAACAGAUGGACGAUUUAAAGAACAAAAGUUUCGUCUGAAGAAUUGUGGGCUUAGAAAACCUAUCUAUUUGGUGGAAGACUUCGGGUCUGGGCAGCAUCUUAGUGUUCCAGAGACAACUUUACAACAAGCAGUUGUAAAUACACAGGUGAUAGAUGGGUUUUAUGUGAAACGGACAGGUGAGCUGAAACAGUCUGUAGCAUACCUGACUGUCAUGACAAGAUAUUUACAGAGUGAAUAUGCAAGGAAAACACUGACAGCUUAUAGCAAAGAUUAUCUAGACAGCUUGGACAGUAGACCUGAUGUACAUUGCAGUCAUCAACAAAUGAUGAUGUCAUUUUCAGAGUUUGACCAGAUGACAAUUAAAAACAAGGCAAUGACUGUGACAGAGAUGUUUGCAAAGCAGUUAAUGCAGAUAAGUGGACUGUCGGCUGAGAAAGCAAAGUCAAUACUAGAAAAAUACAGAACUCCACAAGGGUUGUUGGCUGCAUAUGGUGGCAUACCUGAAAACUCUGGAAAGGAAAAGCUUUUGGCCAAUUUGAAAUAUGGUAAAUCCCAGAGAAAUCUUGGUCCAAGUGUAAGCCGAAUGGUUUAUCAGCUUUACAACACAACAGGUCCACUUCAAUAA
Saccoglossus kowalevskii is the source of this 2015-nucleotide messenger RNA. RefSeq names its product structure-specific endonuclease subunit MUS81-like. Gene Ontology annotation, molecular function: DNA binding; 3'-flap endonuclease activity; crossover junction DNA endonuclease activity. The record is from RefSeq and is a predicted model, not a curated record. Gene Ontology annotation, biological process: resolution of meiotic recombination intermediates; mitotic intra-S DNA damage checkpoint signaling; double-strand break repair via break-induced replication. Lineage: Eukaryota; Metazoa; Hemichordata; Enteropneusta; Harrimaniidae. Gene Ontology annotation, cellular component: Holliday junction resolvase complex; nucleus.